Messenger RNA from Hyposmocoma kahamanoa, 1793 nucleotides. It is a transcript of the gene p115, whose product is annotated as general vesicular transport factor p115. Gene Ontology annotation, cellular component: endoplasmic reticulum; ER to Golgi transport vesicle membrane; Golgi membrane. Lineage: Eukaryota; Metazoa; Arthropoda; Insecta; Lepidoptera; Cosmopterigidae. Gene Ontology annotation, biological process: endoplasmic reticulum to Golgi vesicle-mediated transport; intracellular protein transport; vesicle fusion with Golgi apparatus. The record is from RefSeq and is a predicted model, not a curated record. The coding region runs from base 107 to 1714 and encodes 535 amino acids. The transcript is spliced from 5 exons.
UGUAUUUGGGUUAAUUUACUUUUCGUGUAUUUCUGUAUUUUACGCGAUGAAUUCCUUUUAAUAAUAGUUUUGUGCGACUUAAAUAGACCUAAGGGAACAUUGCGAGAUGGAUUUCUUUAAGAGUGGACUGAAAACUGUGUUGGGAACCCCGGAGUCAGGCAAUCUUCCGUCGCCAGCCGAAACCGUGGAGCGCUUAGUAGACCGUGUUAACAACUCAACAUUGCUGGAGGAUCGUAGAGAUGCUUGCCGGGCACUCAAGGCAAUGUCACGCAAAUACCGCGUUGAAGUUGGCGCACAAGGCAUGGAUACUCUUAAACAGGUGCUAGAGCUGGACCGUCAAGAUAACGAAACAAUAAACUACGCUCUCGAUACGCUUAACAAUGUUAUGUGUCCCGCACAAUUUGAAGAGGAAGAAGACAAUCCGCACGUCCCCAUGAAUAUUGGUGAGCAAUUCACCGAAAUGUACAUCAAGGACCCCCAAAACAUACAAGUCCUACUGGAUUUGCUAGACGAAUAUGACUUCAGAGUCAGGCUAUCUGCUGUGCAUCUGCUUAUAUCACUUUUGACAAACAGAGCGAAGGAUAUUCAAGAAAUCAUACUCGUAAAACCUAUGGGGGUAUCUAAAAUGAUGGAUUUACUGUCAGAUACAAGAGAAGUUAUACGUAAUGAAGCAUUAUUGCUAUUGAUAAAACUGACUAAAGGAAAUGCUAACAUACAGAAAAUUGUAGCAUUCGAAAACGCAUUUGAUAGACUGUUUGAUAUUGUCUCUUCAGAAGGUUAUUCGGAUGGAGGAAUUAUUGUUGAAGAUUGCUUAUUACUUAUGUUGAAUUUGUUGAAGAAUAAUAGUAGUAAUAUUAACUUUUUUAAAGAAGGUAGUUAUAUUCAGAAGAUGUUACCAAUGUUUCAAACACCAGACGAGAAUGAGGACCUAGGUUGGUCACCGCAGAAGGUUUCUAAUGUGCACUGUAUGUUACAGAUAGUACGUACAUUGGUAUCACCUAGUAAUUCAGCUCAGAUUAUAUCUAGUUGUCAGAAAAUUAUGAAGAAAACAGGAUUGCUAGAAUCUCUGUGUAAUAUUUUAAUGGCAAGUGGAGUUCCAGCUGACAUUUUGACAGAGACAAUAAAUACUGUGGGAGAAGUAGUUAGAGGAGAUGUGACAAAUCAGGAGUAUUUGGGAAGUGUGAUGGCGCCUUCGAAUCCUCCAAGACCAGCAAUAGUCGUGCUCCUGAUGUCUAUGGUUAAUGAGAAACAGCCAUUUUCGUUGAGAUGCGCCGUCCUGUACUGCUUCCAAUGCUACCUGUACCACAAUGAGGUGAGCCAGGCGAACCUCGUCCAAACCUUGCUGCCAUCCGCCACCGACGUGUCGAGCCUCACCAGCGGACAGUUACUUUGUGGAGGUUUAUUCUCUGCCGACGCGCUGUCGAAUUGGUUCGCAUCAGCAGCCCUAAUGCGUGCGCUAUGCGACAACCCUGCCCAGAAAGAGCUGCUGCUAAGAGUGCUGUUGGCGACGAAUAUCGGGAGCACCCCAGUCACUUUGCUGCAUCAUUGCACUUUGCUGCUGCAGCAGACUACUAAGCUGCAGUCGAAGGUAAGCGAAGGAAUUCCUUUACUUGAGAUAGGACGGUCGCGAGUACAGUCAACGAAGGCGCCGAUUCGAUUAUUCAAAAGUUGUCAAAAUUGUAGUAAAACAAGUAACUUAUACAGUGUUCACUGAUUUAAACUUCCACGAUUUUCACACAUUAUUUGAUUUUAAAUUCGGCACAUAAUCGUGUACAAAAACAUAUCUUAUUUAC